AUGCCCUUUCUCUUUUCCUAUGUCUGCGACUUGCUGCAACGCCUAGAGGACAACCGUUUCGCUCGCGCGGGACUGAAAACUGACACCAACAUCAUUCAAGAGUGGUUCAGAGCACAACGCGGUUUGCUCUACCGCGACGACCAUAACAGCGCUGCUUUCAUCUCGGCUCUCCUGCCAGACAAGAGGACGGACCGAGUCUACUUCAUCCGGGAAAAGAAGCUCCAGAUUAUCAUCGGCCGUGCGCUUGGCCUAGGUCGAUCCCGCAUUGCAGAGCUGGGGAGAUGGAGCAACCCUGAGGCCCGCGCUGACUUGGCGGACUGUGUUGAGAGUAUUCUCAAGCAGACCCCAAAUCCUGUCUCUCCUGCCCACCGGCCUGUCACCGUAGAGGAGAUUGACCAGGUCCUCCACAGCCUCGCUGCCGCCUGCCGCUUCAGUUCGCCUGCUGUACGCAGCUCGGCCCCUGACUAUUGUCCAGCGGACCAGGAGCUCUCCCUCGGCGACUUAUACCGGCGACUGUCUGCCAGAGAUGCCAAGUGGCUCACCCGGCUGAUCCUGAAGAACUACGAGCCUGUCAUUCUUGAGCCGCACGUUGUCUGCCUGAGCUAUCACCCUCUCCUCCCUUGUAUUCUCAAAGUACAAGACAAUUUGGCUGUUGCUGGGCGCAUUCUGGACACGCUGCGGCGUGAUCGGACCGUCACUGGAGGGAGUGAGCUUGCUGAGUAUCUCAAGCCCAUCCUUGGGGUCAAAGUCGGUCGUCAAACAUGGCUCAAGGGCCGGAGCAUCAAGCACUGUUUGUCCAUGCUACAAGGACGGGUUAGCUGUGAGGAGAAAAUGGAUGGCGAAUAUUGCCAAAUUCACAUUGACCUCAGCAAAGGCUACGACUGCAUCCAGAUCUUUUCAAAGAGUGGCAAGGACAGUACUAAGGAUCGCAUGGCCUUGCAUAACUCCAUCCGGCAGUCACUGCAGCUUGGACAGCCGUCCUGCCCUUUGAAGAGCGGCUGCAUCCUAGAAGGCGAACUUGUUGUCUACAGUGACAAGCAUUCUCGGAUCCUGGACUUCCACAAGAUCAGGAAGCAUGUCACGAGAUCCGGCUCGUUUCUGGGGACAGACAAAGACUCACAGCCUCACCCCUGGGAGCACCUCAUGGUUGUCUACUACGACCUGCUCAUGGUGGACAACGAGUCUCUCCUUGCGGUCAAGCAUUCAGAGCGGUUCCGGCGGCUUAGGAAUCUCAUUACCCAGGUCCCCGGCCGAUCCGCUCUAGUGAAGCGAGAAAUAAUUGACUGCACCAGACACUCGGCUGUCGCCGAUCUGCGCCGAACCUUUGCAAAGUGCAUCACCGCUCGUGGAGAAGGACUGGUCCUCAAAGCAGACGAACCUUAUUUCGACUUUGCUACCCAGUGCCGACCUUACAGCUGCUGCGCCAUCAAACUGAAGAAGGAGUACAUUGGCUGCUUCGGAGACAUUGGCGACUUUGCUGUCGUUGGCGCUCGCUUCGAUGCCGCCAAAGCCCGCACAUACGACAUUCCGAGAGUCAAAUGGACCCAUUUCUAUGUGGGGUGUCUCGAAAACAAGGACGAAGUGAAGCGGUUUGGGAAGCAGCCACGGUUUGUCGUCACGAGUGUUGUCGAGCUCAACGCAACGCAGCUCGACACCUUCAUGUCCUCAGUCAACCCAGAGUCCGUCCGGCCGGAGGAUAACACGGCAAUAUCUCUUCGCAUCGAACCCGGGGUAGAUAAUGGAAAGCGCCCCUCGGCGAUUUUCCCCGCACCCCCGGUGUUCGACAUCCGGUGCUUCUCGUUUGACAAGGAAGGCAACACAGGUUUCUGGAGCCCUCGAUUUCCGGCAGUCGCUAAGAUUCAUUGCGACCGAACCUAUCACGACGUCAUCUCGUUCGCAGAGCUGCAGGAAAUGGCGGCCAGAGAAAAGGAGGCGCCUGUCCCUGAAGACAGCCAAGAGCUAUUGGGUUGGAUCGCAACGUUGGAGACAUUGGAGCCACAUGCCACCGUCGAUACAACAAGCCAGUCCACUGUCUCCAUGACCACAAUGUCAACGCAGUCACCGCAAUUGCUGAGACGAAGUGCUCAGCCGGAUCACCCUGCUCUGACCUCACCGACGAGGAGACUCAGGACGAUCCAACCAAUUCGCGCCCCGCCUGCUGGCGGGCAGUUGACUCCUCCGACAUCCUCCGAAACCCAUAUGCCCGGCUCGACAUCUCCCGAUACAAUGGACAAGCAGGAUAGAGCGCCAUCCACCCGGAAGAGAUCAUUCGACUCGUCAGCGCAGAGUACGAUACUUGAGAGAAUUAAAUUUCGAAGGUGCUCAACCGACCACGCUGAUUUCACCGCUCGCUUGCCCGACAGAAACAGAACCCAAGUUACAGAAAAACAGCAACAGUCGCUCCCGGUUACUGUGGCGGGUACAUCACGCCGCAAUACCCAAAAAACACCCUCCAGGCCCGGCCCGUCCAGUUCCGUCUCGAUGCACCAGCAGGACUCUGGGGACAAGCAGCUCGACGUGCAGAAAUGCACGUCAUUCCACGGACGCCCGUCCCAAUCGUUCUCUGCUGCAAUUUCUGUAGCCCGGACGAACAGCAGUCCUUCGACACACCAGUCAGUUGACGAACCUACCGAGUUGAACACUGCCGCUGCAAAGUGCCCUCUGUUCCCCGACACUUGCAGAAUCGCAGCGUACUCAAUCUUGCUCUCGCCAUGCGUCGCUGACUUCCCCUGGGUCACGGAUGACCUGCUCUCGUGCCACGGCGUGGCCGAGUUCUUACGCGACCCCAAGGAAUGGUUCAACGGCCAUCGAGACGACACGGCUAAUCAAAACAGCACUUGCUACGGCCGAAAGAAACUCGUCCUCGUCGACGCCCGGCGCAAGGAGGCUACGGUGGCGUUUCUGCAGUCGAUCGAGGCAGCUCGCCUGAGGCGCGACCACGGCGAGCGCGAGUAUGUCCCUGUCUAUCACUGGAAGGUUCUUGAGGCGAUUCGGGAGGAGGAGUUGAAGUUUUCCAGUAAUAAUUGGGAGCUCGGCAGCCAGUUUAGCCUGAACGGCUCGUCGAGUUUAUGGAGGCGGUUUUGGGUUGGAUUGGCCUAG
Molecule: messenger RNA, 3099 nt
Organism: Parathielavia appendiculata
Lineage: Eukaryota; Fungi; Ascomycota; Sordariomycetes; Sordariales; Chaetomiaceae
Exons: 3
Coding region: 1-3099 (1032 amino acids)
Biological process (GO): double-strand break repair via nonhomologous end joining; DNA recombination; nucleotide-excision repair, DNA gap filling
Cellular component (GO): DNA ligase IV complex
Molecular function (GO): ATP binding; DNA ligase (ATP) activity; DNA binding
Source: RefSeq, a predicted model, not a curated record